GUGUAUAGUGGUGCAUGGGUUUCAUGGAUUUAUUUCCAACCAUCUGCUCGGCCCUGCUUCUCUUCUUAUGCUGGCGCUGUCUCGUUCCUUUGGCUCUCAUCAUUUUUCGCUACACUGCUGGUCAGAAAUUAUAUAGUAAACGGAAGAAACUUCGCACAGCUGGAGAAUGGGCUAUAAUAACCGGUGGUACGGAUGGUAUCGGUCGGGCGUUUGCCGAGGAGCUCGCCUCAGAUGGACUAAGCAUUAUGCUGAUAAGCAGAAAUAUCACCAAGUUGGAGUCGGUUUCGACUGAAAUAAAAACCAAAUAUAACGUUCCUGUCAGGUAUAUCGUGGCCGACUUCACCCAAGUUGAUAUCUACGAGUCUAUAAGAGACGAACUCUCCACUCUGUCCUCAAUCGCAUGCUUGAUCAACAACGUUGGUAUGGUGAACGUCGAUCCGGUGGAGUUUGCUCUUGACGAUGACAUGCGUGUCGAAAAAGUUCAACAAUUCCUUGCUUGUAACUGCCUCUCAGCCGCAUCUUUGACGCACAUUGUUCUACCUCGCCUAGUGGCACAGAACUCCGGAUCCGCCGUCAUCAAUGUCUCUUCGUUCAGUGGGUGUACUCCGCUACCAUACCUUACGUUAUAUGGAGCCACCAAAGCAUUUGUCCGCCAGCUGUCGUGCUCGUUGGAAUUCGAAUUGCGUGGUAAGAACAUCAUUGUCCAGACUCUCGCUCCCAUGUAUGUGGCGACAUCGAUGGUUCGCGAUAAACGCGGCACAUUCAUCAUAUCGCCAAGACAGUGCGCCAAGAGUUCGUUGGACAUGUUGGGAGUUGAGACUUUGUGCAUGGGUCAUAUCAUCCAUGCGCUGCAGAUCUUCUACUUUUCAUUAGUGCCGCAAUCUCGUUUCAAUGAGUCGAUGCUAGGCAAAUUGCAACGUGCUCGAAUCCGGAAGAGCCAAGUCGGUUAAACAUUGUUUUCACUAUCAACACUAUUUUGGUAACCUUAUUUCCUACGCGUUACUUAACUGAUCGGUUCCUCUUUCAUCUUUCACCUAACAGCUUUCAUCCACAACCGAUUAAAGCCAAAUUAUAUCACAUAUUUUUUACACCGACAUGUUUUGUUGUAGACCUCGUUGGAUUUUACUACAUAUUGCAUACAGAGUGCCAUAACUAUUAUGGUGCGUUCUCCUCCCAAAUAACCCUUAAUCAUCCUUAUUGCCACAAGUCACUCGUUCGCACUAUGCAAACGUAUUUGCUUAAUACUAUUGUUGCAGUUUUUAAUCUCAAACUUUAACUGCACGUAUCUCGGCUCAAACGUAACAUUUUUGUUAGUUAUAAAAACUAUUUGAA
Dicrocoelium dendriticum is the source of this 1332-nucleotide messenger RNA. The record is from the annotation of a GenBank genome assembly. NCBI's taxonomy places the organism in Eukaryota, Metazoa, Platyhelminthes, Trematoda, Plagiorchiida, Dicrocoeliidae.